ACUAUAUUGUGCAGCAUCAUGCCUCCUCACCACCUUCACCUAACUGGAAAAACAGCGAUGCUCAACAGUGGUGACAGAUCCUUGGAGCAUUUGUAAAUGUUUUAUAAAUGCUCCAGGGUACGAGCAGAAACAAUCUGCUGGUGAAACUGAUUGUACUGGGUUAUUUACAUCUAAUGAUAAAUAACCAGUAUUUUCAUAACCACAUUGGAUGUGAUGUCACAGGAACAAACAAUCUUUUUACAAAGGUUCGUCACUAUAGAAAUGCUAUCUUUCACUCAAGCAGCAUGGAAUUAGAAGAAAGUGAGGCAAAUACUUACUUAGACGAUAUGAUAGCAGUUUUACAAGAUGGUAAAGAGCUAUUACACCGAUCAGAUGCCCAGAUAGCAGUGAAGAAACUUCAAGAUCUGAAGAAGAAAGAUUUCAUUAUUACCACUGAAGGCUUUGAAGUAAUCCUGAGAGAAAUUAAGGAAGAAAUGGCAAAAGUUCUGAAAUCGACAGAAAGUGCUGCAACUAAAGAGGAACAUGAUGAUCUGAAGAACAAGCUAUUAGAACUUGAAACCAAGGUGUCCAAAGUAAAUGACGAAAAUCUGGAGAAUGCAGAAUUGAAAAAGAAACUUGGAGUCUUGGAGACACUUGUUUCAGAACAGAAAGAGGAGAUGGCAAAAAUUAAGACAGUAACUUCCUCAGGUCAAAGUCAGGCAGAGUAUGAGCAAACCAAGUUUAGGUGAGUAAAUAUUUGUUUUGAUGGUGUACAUACAAGUGUAUGAUAUUGCCAUUAAUAUAAUAAAAACGAGCUGAAUGUCAUCCUUACUUUAAUAUUUUUGAAAUUAAUAUGAUAUAAUUAUUAAAUACUACGGAUCAUACAAUAUCAUUAAAUUUAUAAUAUUAUUAAAUUUAUGAAAUUACAAUGUAACAUUUGAUUAUAUCCUACCAUAUAAUGUGGUUGGUGCUA
Molecule: messenger RNA, 952 nt
Organism: Ruditapes philippinarum (Manila clam)
Lineage: Eukaryota; Metazoa; Mollusca; Bivalvia; Venerida; Veneridae
Exons: 4
Coding region: 108-728 (206 amino acids)
Source: RefSeq, a predicted model, not a curated record